Messenger RNA from Staurois parvus, 714 nucleotides. Lineage: Eukaryota; Metazoa; Chordata; Amphibia; Anura; Ranidae. The record is from the annotation of a GenBank genome assembly.
AAAACCUGCGAAGAGGGAUAUAAAUAUGUUGAAAAGGAAGGAGAAUGCUGCGGCCAGUGUGUACCAAAACAAUGCACAAUGAAGAAAGAGAAGCGUGACAAAAAGAAGGAAGCUGAAGGAAAGGAAUCUGAGGAAGGAAUCCAAGGAGAAAAAGGACAGGAGGAACCAAAAGGAAUAGAAGAACAGAAAGGAGAAGAAGGACAGAAAGUAAAAGAAGGAGGGGAAGGAAAGGGAGGACAAGAAGGACAGAAAGGAAAAGAAGGGCAAGAAGGAAAAGAGGGAGAAGAAGGAAAGGAAGGACAGAAAGAAAAAGAAGGAGAGAAAGGAAAGGAAGGACAAGAAGGACAGAAAGGAAAAGAAGGGCAAGAAGGAAAAGAUGGAGAAGAAGGAAAGGAAGGACAGAAAGAAAAAGAAGGAGAGAAAGAAAAGGGAGGACAAGAAGGACAGAAAGGAAAAGAAGUGCAAGAAGGAAAAGAGGGAGAAGAAGGAAAGGAAGGACAGAAAGGAAAAGAAGGAGAGAAAGGAAAGGAAGGACAAGAAGGAGAAGAAGGACAGAAAGGAAAAGAAGAAAAAGGAGAAGAAGGACAGAAAGGAAAAGAAGAAAAAGGAGAUGAAGGACAGAAAGGAAAGGAAGGACAGAAAGCUAAAGAAGGACAAGGAGAAGAAGGACAGGAAGGAAAACAAGCAGAAGAAGGACAAAAGGGAGAAGAUAAG